Messenger RNA from Gastrolobium bilobum, 1202 nucleotides. RefSeq names its product protochlorophyllide reductase, chloroplastic-like. Gene Ontology annotation, molecular function: protochlorophyllide reductase activity. Lineage: Eukaryota; Viridiplantae; Streptophyta; Magnoliopsida; Fabales; Fabaceae. The record is from RefSeq and is a predicted model, not a curated record. The transcript has 5 exons. The coding region runs from base 3 to 1202 and encodes 399 amino acids.
CAAUGGCUCUCCAGGCUGCUUCCUUGGUUCCUGCAUCUUUCUGCAUUCCUAAAGAGGGAAAGUCUAGUGUAUCUCUCAGGGGAACCACUCUUUUUGGCCUUUCAUUGUCAGAUACUCUGAAAACUGACUUCAGCUCUUCGGCAUUGACAUGCAAGAGGGAAUUCAAACAAAAAGUUGGUUUUGUAAGGGCCCAGACAAUGGCUACUACAACCCCAGCAGUGAUGAAGGCAGCACCAGGAGGCAAGAAAACUUUGAGGAAGGGCAAUGCUGUGAUAACUGGGGCUUCCUCUGGAUUGGGCCUGGCCACUGCUAAGGCUUUGGCCGAGACAGGAAAAUGGCAUGUAAUAAUGGCUUGUAGGGAUUUCCUCAAAGCUGAAAGAGCUGCAAAAUCUGCUGGCAUUGCUAAGGAAAACUACACCAUUAUCCAUUUAGACCUUGCCUCUCUUGACAGUGUCCAUCAAUUUGUAGAUAACUUCAGGCGAUCAGGGAUGCCACUGGAUGUGCUGGUUUGCAAUGCUGCAGUUUACUACCCUACUGCUAAGGAACCUACAUUCACUGCUGAAGGCUUUGAACUCAGUGUUGGCACAAACCAUUUGGGACAUUUUCUCCUUUCACGCCUAUUGCUUGAGGACUUGACCAAAUCUGAUUACCCAUCAAAACGGAUGAUCAUUGUUGGCUCAAUCACAGGAAACACCAACACAUUGGCUGGAAAUGUGCCACCCAAGGCUAACCUUGGUGACUUGAGGGGACUAGCUGGAGGUUUGACUGGGCUAAACACUUCAUCCAUGAUAGAUGGUGGAGACUUUGAUGGUGCCAAGGCAUACAAGGACAGCAAAGUCUGCAACAUGCUGAUCAUGCAAGAAUUUCACAGAAGAUACCAUGAGGAAACUGGAAUCACAUUUGCUUCCCUAUACCCGGGUUGCAUUGCCACAACAGGCUUGUUUAGAGAGCACAUUCCCUUGUUCAGACUCCUAUUCCCUCCAUUCCAAAAGUACAUAACCAAAGGCUUUGUCUCAGAAGAGGAAUCAGGAAAGAGACUUGCACAGGUUGUAAGUGAUCCGAGCCUAACAAAAUCAGGAGUUUACUGGAGCUGGAACAAGGACUCUGCUUCAUUUGAAAACCAGAUGUCUCAGGAGGCUAGUGAUGCAGAUAAGGCUCGCAAGGUCUGGGAGAUUAGUGAAAAACUUGUUGGUUUGGCCUAA